Messenger RNA from Gorilla gorilla gorilla (western lowland gorilla), 5608 nucleotides. RefSeq names its product coronin 2A (gene CORO2A). The coding region runs from base 244 to 1821 and encodes 525 amino acids. The transcript is spliced from 12 exons. Gene Ontology annotation, molecular function: actin filament binding. NCBI's taxonomy places the organism in Eukaryota, Metazoa, Chordata, Mammalia, Primates, Hominidae. The record is from RefSeq and is a predicted model, not a curated record.
CCCGGGGAGCCAGGAGCGCGGUCGGGGUCGUGGGGGCGGAAAAGGGUGGCCAGGGCGGACCCGCGGGGCGGGCGAGAGGGCGGACCUUGGGCCAGGCCCCCGCCCCGCCCUCCGGCCCCGCCCGCCGGGCUGCAGGAGGAGGCGGCGGCGGCUCUGGGCGCCGGGAGUCGGCGGGCGGCGAGGAGCGCGGAGCCGGAGCUGGACGCCGCCGCCGCCACCGCCACCUGCGCGGCAGUCAUCAAGAUGUCAUGGCACCCCCAGUACCGGAGCUCCAAGUUCCGUCAUGUCUUUGGCAAACCAGCCAGCAAGGAGAACUGCUACGACUCCGUGCCUAUCACCCGCAGCGUUCACGACAACCAUUUCUGUGCCGUGAACCCCCACUUCAUUGCAGUUGUGACUGAGUGUGCUGGUGGAGGGGCCUUCCUCGUCAUCCCCCUGCACCAGACAGGGAAGUUGGACCCCUACUACCCAAAGGUCUGCGGGCACAGAGGCAACGUUUUGGAUGUCAAGUGGAACCCUUUUGAUGAUUUUGAGAUUGCCUCCUGUUCUGAAGAUGCCACAAUUAAGAUCUGGAGCAUCCCCAAGCAGCUGCUGACCAGGAACCUCACGGCCUGCAGGAAGGAACUCGUGGGCCAUGCGCGCAGAGUGGGCCUGGUGGAGUGGCACCCCACGGCCGCCAACAUCCUCUUCAGUGCUGGCUAUGACUACAAGGUGAUGAUCUGGAACCUGGAUACAAAGGAGCCUCUCAUCACAAGCCCCAUGAGUACGAUUAGCUGUCACCAAGAUGUGAUCCUCUCCAUGUCCUUCAACACCAACGGCAGUCUGCUGGCCACCACCUGCAAAGACCGCAAGAUUCGGGUCAUUGACCCCCGAGCAGGGACCGUCCUCCAGGAGGCCAGCUACAAAGGGCACCGGGCCAGCAAAGUGCUGUUUCUGGGGAACCUGAAGAAGCUGAUGUCCACGGGCACAUCCCGAUGGAACAACCGGCAGGUGGCCCUGUGGGACCAGGAUAACCUCUCUGUGCCUCUGAUGGAGGAGGACCUGGACGGCUCCUCAGGCGUGCUGUUUCCCUUCUAUGACGCAGACACCAGCAUUCUCUACGUGGUGGGGAAGGGAGAUGGCAACAUCCGCUACUACGAGGUGAGCGCCGACAAGCCUCACCUGAGCUACCUGACUGAGUACCGCUCCUAUAACCCACAGAAGGGGAUCGGUGUCAUGCCAAAGAGAGGACUCGACGUGUCCUCUUGCGAGAUCUUCCGCUUCUACAAGCUGAUCACAACCAAAAGCCUCAUCGAGCCCAUCUCCAUGAUUGUGCCCCGGCGAUCAGAAUCCUACCAAGAGGACAUAUACCCUCCAACAGCAGGGGCCCAGCCCUCCCUGACGGCCCAGGAGUGGCUCAGCGGGAUGAAUCGAGACCCAAUCCUGGUGUCCCUUAGGCCUGGCUCUGAGCUGCUGAGACCCCACCCACUGCCUGCAGAGAGACCUGUCUUCAAUUCCAUGGCCCCAGCCUCACCCCAGCUCUUGAAUCAGACAGAAAAGCUGGCUGCAGAAGAUGGCUGGAGGUCUUCCUCCCUGUUGGAGGAGAAGACGCCAAGGUGGGCAGCAGAACACAGGCUGGAGGAGAAGAAAACCUGGCUGACAAAUGGCUUUGACGUUUUCGAAUGCCCCCCACCAAAGACAGAGAAUGAGUUGCUGCAGAUGUUCUACCGGCAACAGGAGGAGAUCCGAAGGCUCCGGGAGCUGUUGACCCAGCGAGAGGUCCAGGCCAAACAGUUGGAACUGGAGAUCAAAAACUUGCGGAUGGGCUCAGAGCAGCUCUGAGCGGAGACCUCUGCCCUCCUCACCCUCAGGGACACCACUCGGCUCCAUGGGGAGGUUUAGAACCAAACCACAAGUCCCCUCAAGAACAACCACUAUUUCUAUAUUUUUUACCAGAAAACAAAACUCUCCAUCGCUGAAAGAGAUUCCAGUGGGACAUGGUGCCGUUUUUCUAUUUGCCUUCUUGCAACAACAGUUUCUGAAUUGACUUUGUUUUCAGAUGAUGCCUUCUGUUGAAUUCUGUUAUUAAGGGCCCAUGAUGAGCUGUAACUUCUCAAGAGGAAAGAACACAGUAGAAAACUAGAGCUGGAAGGAUCUAGGUUGACCUGUCUGUGAUUUUCAAACUGUGGUCCAGAGAAUAGGGGAAGACUGGGCCAGACGCAGUGGCUCAUGCCUGUAAUCCCAGCACCCUGGGAGGCUGAGGUGGGCGGAUUGCUUGAGGUCAGGAGUUUGAAACCAGUCUCACCGGGCGCAGUGGCUCACGCCUGUAAUUCCAGCAUGUUGGGAGGCCGAGGCUGGUGGAUCACGAGGUCAGCAGUUCGAGACCAGCCUGACCAACAUGGUGAAACCCCAUCUCUACUAAAAAUACAAAAAAAUUAGCUGGGCGUGGUGGCAGGCGCCUGUAAUUCCAGCGACUUGGGAGGCUGAGGCAGGAGAAUCGCUUGAAACUGGAAGGCAGGGGUUGCAGUGAGCCGAGAUUGCGCCACUGCACUCUAACCUGGGCAAUAAGAGCAAAAGUCUGUCUCAAAAAAAAAAAGAAAGAAACCAGCCUGGCCAACAUGGUGAAACCCCGUCUCUACUAAAAAUACAAAAAUUAGGCAGGGCGUGGUGGUUCACGCCUAUAAUCCCAGAACUUUGGGAGGCCAAGCUGGGCGGAUCUUCUGAGGUCAGGAGUUCAAGACCAGCCUGGCCAACAUGGUGAAACCCCAUCUCCACUAAAAAUAAAAAAUUAACCAGGCAUGGUGGUGCAUGCCUGUAAUCCCAGCUACUUGGGAGGCUGAGGCAGGAGAAUCGCUUGAGCCUGGGAGGCGGAGGUUGCAGUGAACCAAGAUCACGCCACUUCACUCCAGCCUGGGUGACAGAGUGAGACUCCGUCUCAAAAAAAAAAAAUUGGUCAGCCAUGGUGGUGAGCGUCUGUAAUCCCUGCUAUUCGGGAGGCUGAGAUAGGAGAAUUGCUUGAACCUGGGAGGUGGAGGUUGCAGUGAGCCAAGAUUGCGGACUGCACUACAGCCUGGGUGACAGAGCGAGACUCCGUCUCCAAAAAAAAGAAAGAGAGAGAAUGGGGGAAGACUAAGCAGGAAGGCUGUGUCUCCUUUCCCACACUGUGUUCCAACCAGACAGCUCCCUUCUAUUUUAUAUGUUGGGCUAGUAUGAAAAACAAUUCUGCUAGUAAAAAAAAUUUUUUUAGAAGUUUGAAAACUAGUGAUUUGACCCAAGUUCCUCAUUUUACAGGUGGGGAAACUAAGGCCUAGAGAGAGGCAAGUGAUAUUUGUUUCAUGGCAGGGCUGGGCUGAGAUCCUGCUUUUCUGGGUCUGUCUUUUUGCUCUUUUGGGUCUGAUGCAGUUCUCAGCCCACAGAGUAGAAAUCUGUUGCUUCUGGCCUCAGCUGUGCCCCAGUUUACUCAGUGACCUCUUGCAAGUCCUGCCCUCUCUGGUCUCAGUUUCUUCAUCUGAACAAGGGGUACCCUGGAACAAGCUGCUCUCUGCAGGAUCUGCCACCUGAAACCUUGACCUAAGAGAAAACUACCUGUGGGGUGAUCUGGGUUUGCUACAGAAACUAAUGGACACUGGCAAGGGGUCAGAGGCAUUCAACCCAAUUCUACAACACAGGCAGGUGGUCAAAACCAAACUUUCCAACCAGAAUCAGCCUGAUAUGGAUAGAUGCUGUCCCUUAUGGAGGGACGCAGACUUCAGAGCUGUGCCCAUGACUGCUGACUGCCACCACCAAGGCCCUCAGGUACACAGCCUGCCUCCUGCAGGAUGAUGUGGGCAGAUUUCAGCCCUAGUUAACAGAAGAGUCCCCCAGGAGGUAGGGGGCCCCCAUCACUGGAGACAUGCCAGCAGAGCCUCUGGCCACCUAACCAGGAGGUCUUCUGAAAUGACUAUACGAGGUAAAGAAGUAGGACCAGAUGGUCCCAAAGUUCCCUUUUAGCCUGAAAGCUUUUCUUUGUCUCUCCUUAGUGAAUCUGUGUUCCGAGCCCUCCUCUAAAGUUCAGUGGUCAAUACAAUAGUCCACCAAGAGACUGGGAAUGAUUAGAAGUGAAAUUGGUCCCUCCUUACCAAGGAGGGGCAGAUGAUCUCCAUUGCACAGGGCGAUUAGAUUCUGGAGCUGAGGUGGGGACUGCAGGAGGCCACCUAGUCUGGUAGGUUUCAACCCAAGCUGUGUACAUUAGAAUUCCCUUGGGAGCCUGCAGGAAAUACAGGUGCCCAGGCCACAUUCCAGACCAACUGAAGCUGAAUCUCCAGAGUAGGGCCUGUAUGUUCAUAUAAGCUCCACAGGUGAUCUGCAGUACAGUGAAGAUGGAAGACUGCAUGUGUACCUAUUUGCAGUAAAGAUGAAGAGGACCGCAAGCUCCAGACAGGAGCUGGGACUCAACCCAGAUCUCUUAAGUCCUGCCUGGUGGCUCCUUAAAAGUCCAGAAGUGUUGUUCCCAAGCCUUCCCUCAACAUCUCUGGGAACCGCAGCUGCAGCACGAUGGGGGUUCAGUGCCCCUGUUUGCCCCUUACCCAGCUGUGGUUUAUUCUGCUUGUAUGUCUGCACAGGCCAGAUGCUCGUGUUCCUUGUCUUAUUCUCCAUUUACUCAGUCACUGGGGCUCACUCCCGUCUGAUGCACUAGCCAAGAUUGCCUUAGUGUGCUCCAGAACAGAAGGCCAAAUCCCAGGCAUUGUCAGGGCAGCAGAGCUCUACAGGAUAGGCUUACCUUUCCCACCUGUGUGGCUAGCACUUCACAGUUUACAAAUUCCUCCCACCUCCACUCAGUGACACAUGCUGUUCUAACACAGGUCAGGCAGGCAUUACAGUCCCCAUGUUCAGAAUCAAAGACCUAGCCUCAGAGAAGUGAAGAAACAUCAUGCCAAGGUCACUGACUGCCAAGCGGUAGAGGUGGGGUUGCAUCCAGAGAGCUUCCCGGUAUGCCUCUGCACAACGCCAUUCCUUGGCCAGCUCCCUCCACCCCAAGGGACCCAGACUGCACACUUAACAAGCAGGACACAGGUGUCUUUGAACAAACUUUUUUAUUAUUAUUAUUUUUACAUCUACGAUAAAUUAUUUAAAUUAUUUCACAGCAAGGGAGAGGGAUAGGUAAUUUUUAUCAAAUAUUUUUUUAAACCAUCUGUUUUUUAAAUUACAUUUUUGUUUAUGUUCUUGAGCUGAUGCAGUGGAACUUGCCUAGCACAUUCAGGUCCCAGCCAGUUGGCAGAGCAUGCUCUCAUCUCCUUAUUCCAUACCCUGGGCGUCCCCUUUCUGUUGACUCAGGAACUUUCUGAGAAUGAGGACAGCACUAGGAGAUGAGCUUUGGCAGGUAUCCACCUUAACGCUACAAUAAUUGUGCUUCCUGAAACAAAACUUGAGAUUGUAUCAUAGAAGGAAACAGGAAGUCAGAAAUCAAAUCUAUGCUUUUAAUUGAAACCGUGCCUGAAACAGUUUGAAUGAUUGUUUUAAUGUUGUUUCUGAAAUUCCUUGUACCUUUGUGAAAAAUAAUGAUAAUAAAUAAAAGUGAAAAUAAAUAGAUGUGGAAUGUGCAAUGGAAAUAAUGUAACAAAAUAAUAAACAUCUGGCCAUUUUACUACAA